GUUUUUUUAACCACUUAACCUAUUUUCUGGCUGCUGGUGCUGUUACUUUGGGAAUUGGUUUCUUUGCUUUGGCAUCAGCUUUGUGGUUCCUGAUUUGCAAACGAAGGGAAAUAUCUCGAAAUUCCAAAUUUAAAGCAACUGAUGAGAGAUGCAGGCAAAGACCAUCAAAGAGGAAGAUUAAAUCUCAUUCUCAAAGUGUUUUUAUUUCUCGAAAUUUUCAUACUGGGAAAUUCCAGUUACAGGAGGGGCAAAGAAAAAAGGAAGCAGCACAUAAAAAAGCAAUUAAAGAUCACUCUAAAGACGAUUUCUGUCUUGCAACAAAAAAGGUCAUUUGUGACUCCCCAGAGACUAGCUCAGCAACAAAUUGCAGCAGCUUAUCAACAUUACCACCUGACUCUUACUACAGCCAAAAUAUAGAAACAGCUGAUGACUGGUUUUCUGAUGAUUCUCUAGUGAAAAAGAACUCUUCAAUGCCUUUUCUCAAGGAACCUCUAAUGGAGAAAGUAUUUUCAUACCUGUCUACCAUUUCAUUAGAAGAUUGUACUGAAAAUGCACCGAAUACGACACUUUAUGAUGAUCAAAAAGAUGACAGCACUAAGGAAAUAUUUUCAUGA
Messenger RNA from Galeopterus variegatus (Sunda flying lemur), 614 nucleotides. RefSeq names its product chromosome unknown open reading frame, human C1orf185 (gene CUNH1orf185). The annotation marks the transcript as partial. The record is from RefSeq and is a predicted model, not a curated record. NCBI's taxonomy places the organism in Eukaryota, Metazoa, Chordata, Mammalia, Dermoptera, Cynocephalidae. The transcript has 4 exons.